Thyridium curvatum is the source of this 570-nucleotide messenger RNA. RefSeq lists its product as uncharacterized. Bases 1 to 570 code for a protein of 189 amino acids. Lineage: Eukaryota; Fungi; Ascomycota; Sordariomycetes; Thyridiales; Thyridiaceae. The record is from RefSeq and is a predicted model, not a curated record. The transcript is spliced from 4 exons.
AUGCGCAGCAACAUGAUGCUCGCCGCCCUCUCGGCGCUGACCCUGGUCGCUGCCCAGAACCAGACCUUCACCAUUGACCCCAACCGUGUUGAUCUGAGCACUCGAGCUUCCUGGUGCCAGGGCGAGAAUGCCGUCUGCAACAUCCUCUGCGGCAACAACCCCAAGAGGAACGACUGCGAUCCCAACACGCUAAACUACCUGUGCACCUGUCAAAACGGCACUGCUCCUGGUCUCGACUACUACAGGCAGAGCAUGCCUUUCUUCAUCUGCAACGAGGCUUUCAAGGAGUGCAACGACGCCAACGUUGGCAAUGCCCAGGGCCAGAAGAACUGCACCACCAGCAUCGCGGACAAGUGCGGCACGCUCGACCCUGCCAAGGUCGUCGUCAGCUCGUCUUCUAGCUCUUCGGCCACACCCGCCCCGACGCAGACCCAGGCGCAAACCUCCUCGGGCGGCUCUAGCAGCGCCGCUUCCACCUCGAGCUCCAAGGCCGCUGCUCCCACCAACUUCCAGCAGUACGGAAACGGCGCCGCUGCCGUCGCCAUGGGCCUGGUUGCCUACAUGCUAUGA